This is a messenger RNA of Symphalangus syndactylus (siamang), 606 nucleotides long. It is a transcript of the gene CKS2, whose product is annotated as CDC28 protein kinase regulatory subunit 2. The record is from RefSeq and is a predicted model, not a curated record. Gene Ontology annotation, molecular function: cyclin-dependent protein serine/threonine kinase regulator activity. Lineage: Eukaryota; Metazoa; Chordata; Mammalia; Primates; Hylobatidae.
CUCUGGCGAGUCGUUGCCUUGGCCGGACGUGGGCUUUUCUGCUGUGCCCGCUCUUCGCGCUCUCUCGUUUCGUAUUCUGCAGCGCGCCAGCAGGAUGGCCCACAAGCAGAUCUACUACUCGGACAAGUACUUCGACGAAUACUACGAGUACCGGCAUGUUAUGUUACCAAGAGAACUUUCCAAACAAGUACCUAAAACUCAUCUGAUGUCUGAAGAGGAGUGGAGGAGACUUGGCGUCCAACAGAGUCUAGGCUGGGUUCAUUACAUGAUUCAUGAGCCAGAACCACAUAUUCUUCUCUUUAGACGACCUCUUCCAAAAGAUCAACAAAAAUGAAGUUUAUCUGGGGAUCGUCAAAUCUUUUUCAAAUUUAAUGUAUAUGUGUAUAUAAGGUGGUAUUCAGUGAAUACUUGAGAAAUGUACAAAUCUUUCAUCCAUACCUGUGCAUGAGCUCUAUUCUUCACAGCAACAGAGCUCAGUUAAAUGCAACUGCAAGUAGGUUACUGUAAGAUGUUUAAGAUAAAAGUUCUUCCAGUCAGUUUUUCUUUUAAGUGCCUGUUUGAGUUUACCUGUUACUUUUGUUCAAUAAAGUUUGUAUGUUGCAUUUA